AUGACGAACCCCAAGCCCUCAUUUGUUCCUAUAUUGGAAUCGCCAUCCUUGGAUAUGACCACGAUGUCGAUGCCAAUCAUUACUACAAUAUCACUUGCUGUUGUAGCUCUGAUUUCGCUCGCCAUCAUCACCUCUAACAAAUCCAAGAUUCCUCUUGCAAAUCCCCCAGACCGCUUCCACACAGCGUUUUCUCGUCAAGUUGAAUUCAUAACACACGGGCUUGAGGUCGUAGAAAAUGCCAGGAAGCGAUACGGCAAGCAGCCUUACAGACUAAUCACCAAUGUUGGAGAAAUGCUUGUGCUCCCGCCUUCGUACGCUCAAACGAUUCGUAAUGAAAAGUCUUUACACUUUAGCACAACUUUUGCACAAGGGUGGGAUUUUCACGGCUAUCUAACUGGCUUCGAGCCUUUUGCUACUCUUGGCGAUAAGAGAGAUCUUGUACAGAAAGUAAUCGAGAAGCAACUCACUAAACAAUUGAAUUUUACAUCGAAGCCACUUUCUGAUGAAACCUCUUUCGCCCUCGAUGUUGUCUUUGGCGAUUCUUCAGAUGCCAAACUAGUCAUUCGCCAGCUCGAUGGCAUCCGCGCUAUCCUUAGACCGAUUCUGGAGGAGAGGGAGCUGAUGAAGGCUGAAGCCAGAAAAAUGGGUACGCCAGUUCCGGUCUUCGAAGACACGUUGGAGUGGCUUCAGGAAGAGAGCCAAGGAGCUGCGUAUGACCCUGCUGCAUACCAAAUGCUCCUUACAGUCGCCGCCAUCCACACGACCUCUGACUUGCUUAGUCAGGUUAUUAUGCGUCUUGGAAACGAGCCGCAUCUUAUCGACGAUUUGAGGGCGGAGAUUGUAUCAGUUCUCGGCGCUGAGGGGUUUUCCAAAGCCUCAAUCGCUAAUCUGAGGCUCAUGGAUAGUGCGCUCCAGGAAACACAGCGAAUGAAGCCGUUACAAAUGCUCGCCAUGAGAAGGAUUGCAGAGAAGAAGAUUGUUCUCUCGGACGGUCUUACUAUCAACAAGGGCGAUCGUCUUGCGGUGGAUGCACACGCAAUGCUUGAUCCAGAGGUUUACCCAAAUCCAGACAAGUUCGACAUUUAUCGAUACCUUCGCAUGCGCGAAGAUGGUAGUAACUCUACAAAAGCGCUCUUUGUCACUACUAGCCCCGAAAACCUCACCUUUGGCCACGGAAUUCACGCAUGCCCUGGACGUUUCUUUGCUGCUCUUGAGGUAAAGAUUGCGCUUUGCCACAUUCUAACAAAGUACGACUGGGAGCUUCUACCGGGAUCAAACUUGGAGCCGUUUGUUUAG
This is a messenger RNA of Alternaria burnsii, 1296 nucleotides long. RefSeq lists its product as uncharacterized. Lineage: Eukaryota; Fungi; Ascomycota; Dothideomycetes; Pleosporales; Pleosporaceae. The transcript is spliced from 5 exons. Bases 1 to 1296 code for a protein of 431 amino acids. Gene Ontology annotation, molecular function: oxidoreductase activity, acting on paired donors, with incorporation or reduction of molecular oxygen; heme binding; iron ion binding. The record is from RefSeq and is a predicted model, not a curated record.